Messenger RNA from Phyllostomus hastatus (greater spear-nosed bat), 2392 nucleotides. RefSeq names its product outer dynein arm docking complex subunit 4 (gene ODAD4). Gene Ontology annotation, cellular component: cytoplasm. Lineage: Eukaryota; Metazoa; Chordata; Mammalia; Chiroptera; Phyllostomidae. The record is from RefSeq and is a predicted model, not a curated record. The coding region runs from base 1 to 2082 and encodes 693 amino acids. The transcript is spliced from 12 exons. Gene Ontology annotation, molecular function: protein binding.
AUGUCGCAGAUAGAGGACCCAGAAACGAACGGCUUGCGAAGCACCUUUGCCUCUUACAUGGCGGAGGGCGAGCGGCUUUAUCUCUGCGGGGAGUUCUCUAAAGCUGCCCGUAGUUUCAGCAACGCUCUUUACCUUCAGAAUGGAGACAAGAACUGCCUGGUUGCCCGCUCCAAGUGCUUCCUGAAGAUGGGAGAGUUGGAGAAGUCCCUGAAGGAUGCCGAGUCUUCGCUCCAGGGGGACCCGACUUUCUGCAAGGGGAUUUUACAAAAGGCUGAGACCCUGUACACCAUGGGAGACUUUGAGUUUGCCUUGGUGUUCUAUCACCGAGGCUACAAGCUGUGGCCUGAUCGGGAAUUCAAAGUGGGAAUUCAGAAAGCCCAGGAAGCCAUCAACAACUCAGUGGGCAGUCCUUCUUCCAUUAAGCUGGAGAACAAAGGAGACCUCUCCUUCUUGAGCAAGCAGGCCGAGAGUAUGAAAGCCCUGCAGAAGCCGCACCUGGUGAGACACCUCCUACACCCGCCUAUGAGAGAGUCCAAGCGGAAGGGCUCCCUCAAGAGCAAGAAGACUGUCCGCCAGCUCCUGGGCGAGCUCUACGUGGACAAGGAGUAUCUGGAAAAGCUCCUACUGGACGAAGACCUGAUCAAAGGCACCGUCAAGCGCGGCCUGACCGUGGAGGACCUCAUCAUGACCGGCAUCAACUACCUGGACUCCCGCAGCGACUUCUGGAGGCAGCAGAAGCCCAUCUACGCCAGGGAGCGCGACCGGAAGCUGAUGCAGGAGAAGUGGCUGCGGAACCGCAAGCGCAGCCCCUCACAGACAGCCCAUUACAUCCUCAAGAGCCUGGAGGACAUUGACAUGCUGCUGACCAGCGGCAGUGCUGAGGGCAGCCUCCAGAAGGCGGAGAAAGUGCUGAAGAAGGUGCUGGACUGGAACAAAGAAGAGGUGCCCAACAAGGACGAGCUGGUUGGAAACCUGUACAGCUGCAUAGGGAACGCCCAGAUCGAGUUGGGGCAAAUGGUGGCGGCCCUGCAGAGCCACAGGAAAGACCUGGAGAUCGCCAAGGAAUACGACCUUCCUGAUGCCAAGUCGCGAGCGCUGGACAACAUCGGCAGGGUUUUCGCCCGAGUUGGGAAAUUCCAGCAAGCCAUUGACACGUGGGAGGAGAAGAUCCCUCUGGCGAAGACCGCUCUGGAGAAGACCUGGCUGUUCCAUGAGAUUGGCCGCUGCUACCUGGAGCUGGACCAGGCCUGGCAGGCCCAGAAUUACGGCGAGAAGUCCCAGCAGUGCGCGGAGGAAGAGGGGGACAUUGAGUGGCAGCUGAAUGCCAGUGUUCUGGUGGCCCAGGCACAAGUGAAGCUGAGAGACUUCGAGGCGGCCGUGAACAACUUCGAGAAGGCGCUGGAGAGAGCGAAGCUUCUCCACAACAACGAGGCACAGCAGGCCAUCAUCAGCGCUUUGGACGAUGCCAACAAGGGCAUCAUCGACGAGCUGAAGAAAACGAACUACCGGGAUUUGUUCAAAGAAAAGAGAGAGAAAGCAGAGGCUGCAGCAUUGGAUUACACGUCAGUGAUGGCGAAGGAGAAGGAAGGAAUGAAAAAAAGGAGGGACGAGCCCGAGAAGGUGAUGAAGCAGUGGGACAGAGACCAAGCUGAAAGCGAGAAAGACACAGAGGACGAGUCGCCCUACGAAGACACUCUGAUGGCAGUGAGAAAGCAGGAGGACGACAGGCAGAGAGAGGUCGAGAGGACCAGCUCCUUAAGGGGAAGAGAACCGGGAUCCAUGGGGACAGAUUCGGGGGAGCUGGCCAAGAGACUGUCCGGAGAACUAGGUGUGGGACCGGGAGAAGCAGGCAGGAGGGUGUCAGAAGCGAACAGGAGUGACUCAAGAGAAGUUUACAGGAGGACUUCCAACCUGGAUCAAAAACUCGAAGAAGACUUCAUCAAAAGGGAAUUGGAAGGACAAGAGGAGAGUCUUUCGGAAGCCAGCAGAAGAGAGUCGGAAGAGCAAGGGAAAACAGAAUUGGGAGAAACGAAAACAGAAAAUGAUGAAAACACGGGAAAAGAUGAAAAGGAAGAUGAAUAAGGCAGUUUUCCGUAGGCAUCAGAAUCGGGAGGCUGGUGUUCGCAGGCACCACGGGGAUCUUAGGAAACUGCUUUCAAAUGGAGAUUUUUUUAAUGGGGGAAAAAAAUGUGGCCUGGGCCCUACAGGUCACUUCUGCCUCUUUCUGAUACUGUUUUCCCUUUAAAUAUAUAUCUUUCACUCUUAUGAACGCUGAGUCUAUCAUUUUGCCCCCUCACCCCGCCCACUCUCAGCACAGCCUUAGAGGAGGAAUGGCUUAGCGUGGCGUGCCACUUCCCAGGCAGAACUCUGACUUCGCCCUGACUGGCUGAGC